AUUACAGGCUUAGAGAAACCUAGGAAAUAGAAGAAACUACAACCUAGCAAUUGACUACUGCAAGGAGAACAAGAUUAUCACUCUCUACAUGCCACCACACUUAUCACACAUCCUGCAGCCUCUUGACGUUGUCCCCUACUCGCUGUUAAAGCGCCACUACAGCGACAGGAUCUUGCUCUUGGCACACAGCUGCAUCUACUAUAUUAACAAAGAAACCUUCCUCCUAGCCUUUAAAGUAGCUUUUAAGAAGAUAUUUACACUAGAGAACAUUCACGCAGGGUUUUGAGGCGCUAGACUAGUCCUGUAUAACCCUAAGGUUGUGUUAUCAAAGCUUGAUGUACAGCUGCGCACGCUAACGCCACCUGCACCAGGCACUGUUGCCUAGGAGGCGCAAACACCACGCAACGCCCGCGAGAUAGAGGCGCAAUCCACGCUAAUUUGAAAUUGCAUACAAAACUAUUAGGGGUCUCUAGCAAGUUUAUUAGAUAAGCAGGUUAAGCAGCUAAGUAAAGGCGCUUAGUAGAUAGCUUAUAAUAUAGUGUUAGUACAGGAGGAAAUAGGCCACCUUUAAGACGCUGUUAACACGCUUACAAAGCGCAAGACCUAUAAGAGGCAGUACAUAUGCGCAGAGGAGACCCUAACAGUUAGUAAGGUAUCUAACUUAAUUACUAAAAAGGAGGGUAGUAGUUGUAAGGACAGCAAGAUGCCUAGCCAAGAUAAGGGCGCGGGGAG
Didymella exigua CBS 183.55 is the source of this 732-nucleotide messenger RNA. RefSeq lists its product as uncharacterized. Bases 89 to 286 code for a protein of 65 amino acids. The transcript is spliced from 2 exons. Lineage: Eukaryota; Fungi; Ascomycota; Dothideomycetes; Pleosporales; Didymellaceae. The record is from RefSeq and is a predicted model, not a curated record.